ACGGAAGUGGAAAAGCGGAUGUUGUGACUAAUGAGUCCGGAAGCGAAUUAUUCACCAAAAGUUGAAUUAUUACAAACAUUCUGAAACAGAAUAAAGACACAAUGGCAUUGAAUGCCCCACAAAUGGGGACACUUCAAGUCCGUUGGGAUCCAAAGAAUUUGGAAAUCAAAACAAAGUCUGUAGAAAAAACUCUAGAACCCUUAGUUACACAGGUUACAACACUCGUUAAUCAGAAAUCCCCAUCUAAUAAAAAGAAAGGAAGGUCAAAGAAAGCUCAUGUCUUGAGUGCUGCUGUACAGAAGGCAACAGAAAACUUUAUCAUUGCUGGAGAAACAAUUGCCAAUGAAAAUCCAGACAUCAGAAAUGAUAUGCUGGAUGCUGUAGAUGAAGUCAAGAAAACAGGUGAUGCAAUGACAGAGGCAUCACAAGACUUUGCUGCUGAUCCUUGUUCUCUAGCUAAAAGAGGUGCGAUGGUUCGUGCUGCACGUGCAUUACUGUCUGCUGUCACACGACUGAUGAUUUUGGCAGAUAUGGUUGAUGUACAUUUACUAUUGAAGACUUUAAAUCUGGUUGAGGGUGACCUAGACAGAGUAUUAAAUGCCACAAGCCAGCAGGAUCUAAUGGCAACAUUUAAAGACUUAGGAGACAGUAUAAUGGAUCUGACAAAUAAAGCAGCACACAGACAAAAUGAUUUGAAGGAUCCAAGAAGAAAGGAAGAUAUGGCCGCUGCUCGAGCUUUAUUGAAGAAAAAUAGCAUGAUGUUAUUAACUGCAUCUAAGGCUUAUGUGAGACAUCCAGAAUUAGCCUCAGCCAGAGCUAAUCGUGACUAUGCUUACCAACAAGUGAGGAGUGCCAUCAGUACAAUCUCUGGUGUAGCCCAAGCCUCUGGACAAUCUGAUGCUCAUCCUUAUGAAGGAGCUGGAGAGUUGGCAUCAGCUCUGGAUGAAUUAAUGCAAAAGAUCAUCAUGAAUCCAUUAUCCUACAAUGAAAUCAGAACGAGGCCAUCGUUAGAAGAAAGACUUGAGAGUAUAAUCAGUGGUGCUGCUUUAAUGGCCGACUCAUCCUGUACAAGAGAUGAUCGUAGAGAAAGGAUCGUACAGGAAUGUAACGCUGUCAGACAAGCUCUUCAAGAUUUACUGACAGAGUAUAUGAAUAAUGCUGGUAACUCAGAACCAAGUGAGGGAUUAGAAAGAGCUAUUGAAAACAUGCAGAAAAAGACAAAAGAUCUGAGAAGACAGUUGAGGAAAGCAGUAGUGGACCAUGUAUCCGACUCAUUUUUAGAGACCAAUGUACCAUUGUUAGUCCUGAUAGAAGCUGCAAAGGCAGGGGAUGAGAAAGGAGUAGAGGAAUAUGCCCAGGUGUUUGCUGAACAUGCUAAUAAACUUGUUGAGGUAGCCAACUUAGCCUGUUCAAUGUCCAGUAAUGAGGAUGGUGUUAAAAUGGUCAGACUUGCUGCUGCAGAAUUAGAAAAUCUUUGUCCACAGGUUAUAAAUGCUGCUAGAGUACUGGCUGCUCGUCCACGAUCUAAAGUGGCACAGGAAAAUAUGGAUGUCUUCAAAGAUGCAUGGGAAAGAGAAGUGCGUCUGCUCACAGAUGCUGUGGAUGAUAUUACAACUAUUGAUGAUUUCUUAGCUGUCUCUGAAAGUCACAUUUUGGAAGAUGUAAAUAAAUGUGUGGUUGCAUUACAAGAGAUGGACCCUGACAAUCUAGAUCGUACUGCUGGUGCUAUCCGAGGUCGUUCAUCACGAGUCUGUAAUGUUGUUAGUGCUGAGAUGGACAAUUAUGAACCUGGUCUGUACACAGACAGAGUUAUGGAGGCUGUUGUCAUGCUCAGAGAUCAAGUUAUGCCAAACUUUGCUGAGAAAGUAGAGAUAGCAGUGGAUGCACUGAGUUGUAAUCCACCAAGAGAGAUUGAUGAGAAUGAAUUUAUUGAUGCUAGUCGUCUGGUAUAUGAUGGAGUUAGAGAAAUCAGACAGGCAGUUCUAAUCAACAGGAGUCCAGAAGAAAUAGACACAGACACAGAGUAUGAUAUUGAAGAUGAAUAUGACACACACAUGAGUAAAUCAAGUUACACAACAGAACAAGAUUACUCAGGACAAAAGAGUGAGAGAUGGAUUAUGGCUCAUCUACCUGCAGAAGAAAAGGAAGUUAUCCAACAACAUGUCCAAGAAUUCCGUACUGCCAAACGUGAAUUGGACCAGGAAAUAAGGAAAUGGGAUGACAGCGGAAAUGACAUCAUUGUCCUCGCCAAACAGAUGUGUAUGAUUAUGAUGGAAAUGACAGAUUUUACAAGAGGACGAGGUCCAUUGAAGAGUACUAUGGAUGUCAUCAAUGCAGCAAAGAAAAUCUCAGAAGCUGGAACAAAACUUGAUAAAUUAUCAAGAACUAUACUUGAUAUGUGUCCAGAUUCUGCCUCCAAGAAAGAUUUAGAAGCUUACUUACAGAGAAUAGCCCUGUACUGCCAUCAGUUGAAUAUCACCAGUAAAGUCAAGGCUGAUGUUACCAGUGCUAGUGGGGAACUUAUUGUAUCAGGGUUAGACAGUGCUACAUCUUUAAUCCAAGCAGCCAAGAACUUGAUGAAUACAGUGGUAUUAACAGUGAAAGCUGCCUAUGUUGCUUCUACUAAGUACAAGUUGCCUGGACAAAGGAAUGUUGUAAUGUGGAAAAUGAAAGCUCCUGAAAAGAAACCAUUAGUAAGGAAAGAAGAUGCUAAAGACCUUAGAUCUCAGAUCAAAAAGAGUGCCAUUAAAAAGAAUAUAGAACCAGUGAAAGCACUUAGUGAAUUCCAGGAAAUAGAUACUAGUAGUUUCUGUUGAGAAAAUGGUUUUAUCUUUACAGAUAUUGUUUAUGGACUACACAAAAUUUAAUAAUGUUCUUUAUUGACAUGACAAGAAAAUAUGUGGUUGUCCUUGAAAGGCACCAAACACAGGUGUAUGUUGAUAUAUGUUCUUAGUCUUGUAACUGUUAAAAAUAAGACCCCAAAUUGGAAUAAAUAAAUUUCAUAUUUAUUACAUAUGUAGGAGAAAUUAUUAGCAGUCAAAAUAUUGGGUACCUUUUACGAAUUGAGGGAGAGGAGAUAGAAUUAAUAGAAGGUGCUAUUUUUCAUUCAAACCUUUCACAUUAUUUAAGGACCACAAUAAGUCAUUUCAAGGAUUUGUUAUUUAAAAUAUACAUAGUUUACUUGGAAGAUCUUUUUUAUAACACAGACUUUUAUAUACAUUUUGAGGAGGAAUUCUAUAUUAUGGUUGUGAUGUAAAAUAGUAAAAAUGGCAUAGGAAAGAAUUCAUUCACAUGUUUAAAAUGUUGAAAAUGAUGCAGAGUUUGAAACUAAAUGAGGAUUGAUGUAGACAAAUAUAAUUUAAGGGUUUCAAAUUCGAAGUAUUUGAACUGCAAUAGAACUUGAUUUAUUUAUAAA
This is a messenger RNA of Mytilus trossulus (common blue mussel), 3415 nucleotides long. Its product is annotated as catenin alpha-2-like. The coding region runs from base 102 to 2816 and encodes 904 amino acids. The transcript is spliced from 21 exons. Gene Ontology annotation, cellular component: catenin complex; adherens junction. Gene Ontology annotation, biological process: cell-cell adhesion; cell migration. Gene Ontology annotation, molecular function: beta-catenin binding; actin filament binding; cadherin binding. Lineage: Eukaryota; Metazoa; Mollusca; Bivalvia; Mytilida; Mytilidae. The record is from RefSeq and is a predicted model, not a curated record.